Molecule: messenger RNA, 1037 nt
Organism: Cutaneotrichosporon oleaginosum
Lineage: Eukaryota; Fungi; Basidiomycota; Tremellomycetes; Trichosporonales; Trichosporonaceae
Molecular function (GO): phosphatase activity
Source: RefSeq, a predicted model, not a curated record
AUUCACACCAUUUCAAUAUGAGCAAGCAGAAGCAGAAGCGCGGCGACAUCGCCUAUGUCAUCUUCGACAUGGACGGACUAUUGAGUGCGUAGCGGCGAGAACACGCUGACAGCAGUGUAUGUCGUUCAAUUCGCCUCCUGAUGGAACUGACGGCAGUGACUCGGAGGUGCGCGACUACCUCUGCUGAACUAACCUAAGCGCAUCUACACGCAGGUGACAAACGAUAUUUUGGCGCGCUACGGGCUUGAGAUGACAUGGGACAUGAAGGCCGGUCUCAUGGGUAAAGUGCAGCGUGAGGCAGCCGAAUACCUCUUCAGCUUCUUCCCGGGGCUCGAGGACAAGAUCACCGUCGACGAUUACCUUGCCGAGCGCGUGGACAUGCAGGAUGCACUGUUCCGCAAGGUGCCGCCGAUGCGCGGUGCACUCGAGCUCGUACAGGGGUUGCACGAGGCUGGCGUUCCGAUCGCGCUGGCGACGGGCUCGACGAGGCGCAACUUUGACGUCAAGACUGCCCACCUUCCUGAGCUCUUCGACAAGUUCCACCCUGACGUGAUCUUGACCGCCGACUCACCCGAGGUCCCCAAGGGCCGCGGCAAGCCGCACCCGGAUAUCUACUUGGCGGCGGCGCGCAAGCUGGGCCGCGACGUUGGCUAUCCCGAGAACGCGACCCCGGAGCAGGAGGCAGAGCGGGCGCGCGGCCUCGUGUUUGAGGACGCGCGGCCAGGCGUGCGUGCUGGCGUUGCCGCUGGGAUGAACGUCAUCUGGGUGCCGGAGCCGGAACUGCUUGCCCUUGAGCCCGGCGCAACGUAUGGUGCGAAGCAGGUGCUGGAGCACCUCGCCGAGCUGGACACGACGGAGUGGGGCCUUCCGUUCAUCCACCUCGACUAGUUGAGGUCGGAUCUCUGAGCAUCUGUAGCAAUUCUGGUGACAAGACUUGCGCUUAGUGGCAGCAAGAUUCAUGCAGUCACCAGUAGCACGCAGACUCCAAGUUUGUAAGCACGUACAAAAAACAAUGCAUCUCGCGAUCAUGAUUGUGG